Jaculus jaculus (lesser Egyptian jerboa) is the source of this 5865-nucleotide messenger RNA. RefSeq names its product mannose receptor C type 2 (gene Mrc2). Gene Ontology annotation, molecular function: signaling receptor activity. The record is from RefSeq and is a predicted model, not a curated record. The coding region runs from base 256 to 4710 and encodes 1484 amino acids. NCBI's taxonomy places the organism in Eukaryota, Metazoa, Chordata, Mammalia, Rodentia, Dipodidae. The transcript is spliced from 30 exons.
CCCUUCCCCUCUGCCCCUCCAAACCCUCCUCUCGGGUUCGGCGCUCCUCCCUCCCUCUCCCUCCGCCCUCCCUCCUCCGGGUCGGCCUCUUCCCUCCUCCUCCUCCACCCCCCACCCCUCCGUAGGCAUCUCUUCGUCCCGAUCCAGAGGACGACGCGAGCCCCUCGCCGGCGGUCAUCAGAGCCCAGCGCCAGGGCUGCCCCGCGCCGCGCCCCGGUGCGCCCUCGGUCCUCGUGUCCGCCGAGCGCCGCGGGGAUGGGACCCGUCGGACCGGUCCCCGCGCCCCGGCCUCGUCACCUGCUGUGCGGCAUCUUGCUCCUCGGGGGACUGCAUCUCCUCCACCCCGGGGACGCCGCCGCCGCCACCGCCACCACCGCCUUCCAGGAACCUGAUGUCUUCCUCAUCUUCAGCCAUGGACUGCAGGGCUGCCUGGAGGCCCCGGGUGCGCAGGUCCGAGUCACUCCAUUCUGCAAUGCCAGUCUCCCGGCCCAACGCUGGAAGUGGGUUUCCCGGAACCGGCUCUUCAAUCUGGGUACCAUGCAGUGUCUGGGCACAGGCUGGCCGGGUACCAAUAGCACUGCCUCGCUAGGCAUGUAUGAAUGUGACCGGGAGGCCCUGAGUCUUCGCUGGCACUGCCGUACACUGGGGGACCAGCUGUCCCUGCUUCUGGGGGCCCGCGCCGGAAACUCAUCCAAGCUUGGUGGCCUUGAGCGUGGUGACCAGACCCGUGGCGGCCAGUGGCGCAUCUAUGGCAGCGAAGAGGACCUUUGUUCUCGGCCAUACUAUGAGGUCUACACCAUCCAGGGGAACUCCCACGGGAAGCCAUGCACCCUCCCCUUCAAGUAUGACAACCAGUGGUUCCACGGCUGCACCAGCACGGGCCGAGAGGACGGGCACCUGUGGUGCGCCACCACGCAGGACUACGGCAAGGACGAGCGCUGGGGCUUCUGCCCCGUCAAGAGUAAUGACUGUGAGACCUUCUGGGACAAGGACCAGAUGACUGAGAGCUGCUACCAGUUCAACUUCCAGUCCACGCUGUCGUGGAGGGAGGCCUGGGCCAGCUGCGAGCAACAGGGGGCCGAUCUCCUGAGCAUCACCGAGGUCUACGAGCAGACCUACAUCAAUGGACUCCUCACGGGCUAUAGCUCCACACUGUGGAUUGGCCUUAAUGACCUGGACACCAGUGGAGGCUGGCAGUGGUCAGACAACUCGCCCCUCAAGUACCUCAACUGGGAGAGCGAUCAGCCGGACAACCCAAGUGAGGAGAACUGUGGAGUGAUUCGCACCGAGUCCUCGGGUGGCUGGCAGAACCGCGACUGCAGCAUGGCGCUGCCUUAUGUGUGCAAGAAGAAGCCCAAUGCCACGGCUGAGUCCCCCCAGCCAGACAGGUGGGCCAACGUGAAGGUGGAAUGUGAGCCCAGCUGGCAGCCUUUCCAGGGCCACUGCUACCGCCUGCAGGCGGAGAAGCGCAGCUGGCAGGAGUCCAACAAGGCGUGUCUGCGGAGCGGCGGCGACCUUCUCAGCAUCCACAGCCUGGCCGAGCUGGAGUUCAUCACCAAGCAGAUCAAGCAAGAGGUGGAGGAGCUGUGGAUCGGUCUCAACGAUCUGAAGCUGCAGAUGAAUUUUGAGUGGUCCGAUGGGAGUUUCGUGAGCUUCACCCACUGGCAUCCCUUUGAACCCAACAACUUCCGUGACAGUCUGGAGGACUGUGUCACCAUCUGGGGGCCGGAAGGUCGCUGGAAUGACAGUCCUUGUAACCAGUCCUUGCCGUCCAUCUGCAAGAAGGCCGGUCAGCUGAGCAUGGGGACUGCCGAGGACGAUCAUGGCUGUCGAAAGGGCUGGACAUGGCACAGUCCAUCCUGCUACUGGCUGGGAGAGGACCAAGUGACUUACGGUGAUGCCCGGCGCCUGUGUACUGACUACGGCUCUCAGCUGGUCACCAUCACCAACAGGUUCGAGCAGGCCUUUGUCAGCAGUCUCAUCUACAACUGGGACGGCGAGUUCUUCUGGACGGCUCUGCAGGACCUCAACAGCAGCGGCUCCUUCCGCUGGCUCAGUGGGGACGAAGUCACGUACACCCAUUGGAACCGGGACCAGCCUGGGUUCAGCCACGGGGGCUGCGUGGCUCUGGCCACAGGCAGUGCCAUGGGGCUGUGGGAGGUAAAGAACUGUACCUCAUUCCGGGCUCGCUACAUCUGCCGGCAGAGCCUGGGCACACCGGUGACGCCAGAGCUGCCUGGGCCAGAUCCCACACCCAGCCUCACUGGGUCCUGUCCCCAAGGCUGGGUCUCAGAUCCCAAACUCCGGUACUGCUAUAAGGUGUUCAGCUCCGAGCGGCUCCAGGAGAAGAAGAGCUGGAUCCAGGCCCAGGGCGCCUGCCGGGAGUUGGGGGCCCAGCUGCUGAGCCUGGCCAGCUAUGAGGAAGAGCACUUUGUGGUCAACAUGCUUAACAAGAUCUUUGGAGAAUCAGAAUCUGAGAUCCACGAGCAGCACUGGUUUUGGAUCGGCCUCAACCGCCGGGACCCCAGAGAGGGUCCAAGCUGGCGCUGGAGCGAUGGCUUAGGGUUCUCCUACCACAAUUUUGACCGAAGCCGGCAUGAUGACGACGCCGUCCGAAGCUGUGCGGUGCUGGACCUGGUCUCCCUGCAGUGGGUGGCCGUGCAGUGUGAGGCCCAGCUCGACUGGGUCUGCAAGAUCCCUCGAGGUUCACAAGUCCGUGAACCCGACACCAGCCCUCAAGGCCGGCGGGAGUGGCUGCGCUUCCAGGAGGCGGAGUACAAGUUCUUUGAGCACCAGUCCACCUGGGCCCAGGCACAGCGCAUCUGCACGUGGUUCCAGGCUGAGCUCACCUCCGUGCACAGCCAGGAGGAGCUGGACUUCCUGGGCCAAAGCCUGCAGAAGCUGUCCCCCGGCCAGGAGCAGCACUGGUGGAUCGGCCUGCACACCACUGAGAGCGACGGGCGCUUCAGGUGGACAGAUGGCUCCGUCGUAAACUUCGUCUCCUGGGCACCUGGCAAACCUCGCCCCGUUGGCAAGGACAAGAAGUGUGUGUACAUGACAGCCAGACAAGAGGACUGGGGGGACCAGAAGUGCUUGACAGCCUUGCCCUACAUCUGCAAGCGUAGCAACAACUCCAGAGAGACGCAUUCCCCCGACCUGCCACCUGUAGCCCUGGGUGGCUGCCCUCCUGGCUGGAGCCAGUUCCUCAACAAGUGUUUCCGAAUCCAGGGCCAGGACCCCCAGGACCGGGUGAAGUGGUCCGAGGCACAGUUCUCCUGUGAACAGAAAGAGGCCCAGCUGGUCACCAUUUCAAAUCCCUUAGAGCAAGCGUUCAUCACAGCCAGCCUCCCCAAUGUGACCUUUGACCUUUGGAUUGGCCUCUACGCCUCACAGAAGAACUUCCGGUGGGUGGAGGAGGGACCUGUGCUGUAUGCCAAUUGGGCACCAGGAGAGCCCUCUGGGCCCAGCCCUGCUCUCAGCGGCACCAAGCCGACCAGCUGUGCCGUGGCCCUGCACAGCCCCUCGGCCCAGUUCACUGGCCGCUGGGAUGAUCGCAGCUGCACGGAGGAGACGCACGGCUUCAUCUGUCAGAAGGGGACAGACCCCUCCCUGAGCCCAUCCCCAGCAGCGUCACCCCCCGCCCCCGGCACUGAGCUCUCCUACCUCAACCGCACCUUCCGGCUGCUGCAGAAGCCACUGCGCUGGCACGAUGCCCUCCUGCUGUGUGAGAGCCGCAAUGCCAGCCUGGCUCGCGUGCCUGACCCCUACACCCAGGCCUUCCUCACCCAGGCUGCCCGGGGGCUGCGCACGCCGCUCUGGAUCGGGCUGGCCAGCGAGGAGGGUUCCCGGCGCUAUUCCUGGGUGUCCGAGGAGCCGCUGGAUUACGUGAGCUGGCAAGAUGGGGAGCCCCAGCACUCGGGGGGCUGCGCCUACGUGGACGUGGAUGGGGUCUGGCGGACCACCAGCUGCGACACCAAGCUGCAGGGGGCCGUGUGUGGGGUUGGCGGAGGGCCCCCUCCUCCCCGGAGGAUAAGCUACCGCGGCAGCUGCCCGCAGGGCCUGGCCGACUCGGCCUGGAUUCCCUUCCGAGAGCACUGCUAUUCCUUCCACAUGGAGCUGCUACUGGGCCACAAGGAGGCGCUGCAGCGCUGCCAGAGAGCCGGUGGGACAGUCCUGUCCAUUCUUGAUGAGAUGGAGAACGUUUUUGUCUGGGAGCACCUGCAAAGCGCUGAAGGCCAGAGUAGGGGUGCCUGGCUGGGCAUGAACUUCAACCCUAAAGGAGGCAUGCUGGUCUGGCAAGACAACACAGCUGUGAACUACUCCAAUUGGGGGCCCCCCGGCCUGGGCCCCAGCAUGCUGAGCCACAAUAGCUGCUACUGGAUCCAGAGCACCAGUGGGCUGUGGCGGCCGGGUGCCUGCAGCAACGUCACCAUGGGCGUUGUCUGCAAGCUCCCUCGAGUGGAAGAGAACAACUUCUCCCCAUCAGCGGCGCUCCCCGAGAGCCCGGCGGGCCUGGCGCUGGUGCUUUCGGCGGUGCUGCUGCUGCUGGCCCUGCUGACCGCGGCCGCCGUCCUGUACCGGCGGCGCCAGGGCGCGGAGCGCGGGGCCUUCGAGGGCGCCCGCUACAGCCGCAGCAGCUCGGGCCCAGAUGAGGCCACCGAGAAGAACAUUCUGGUGUCGGACAUGGAAAUGAACGAGCAGCAAGAAUAGAGCCACGGGUGCGGCCGGCGGGCUGGGCGGGGGCUGCGGGGGCCCGGCCCUCUUCCGCGUCCAGCCGGCCUGCGGACGGGGACCUUAGGGAGCCGGGCCUGGGUGGGGCCUGGGUCUCCGGCGGGGGCUCCACCUUCCCGCAGGCGCGCUGGGGCCCAGAACUGGCGGAGCGGAGCGUGGUGGGGUGAUGUCUCCGCUGGGGAUGCUAAGAUCUUGUCGCCUGGGCCUUAGACCCUCAUGGUAACCAGCGGCAGGAUGGGAGGGUGGACGAGAGCUUUCUGCCGUUCUCCCCAGAGCCCCUAACCCAGGCCUGCUGACCCACAGCCUAGGACCCCCUUCCUGUUUGCAGACCUGGGGAGCCCGCUCCGGCCCCCCUGUGGCCUCUCUCCUCCCGCCUGGCUGCCUCAGCUCUGAGCGCCUUCCGUGCCCCCUCCCCUCCUCUCACCCAGCCCCUCUGAGCCGGGCACUGGGGCUCGGGAGCCCUCUUGCUCCUGGCAGGAGGUCCCUCGAGGGGGCAGAGUACCCAUCCCUCUUGUGUCUGCUGCAGUGACCCUGGGUGUGACAGAAGGGGUCCUGGAUAGUUCAGGCCUGAGAACCAGGGUGUCAGCGUGGUGGCUGCUGAGGUGAAGACUGGACUGGGAAGAGACACCCCAUCCUCCCAAGGGGGUGUCACCUGCCGGUCGGGGGAGGGCUCUGUCUCUGAAAGAGUCCCCUAUGGGGACCAAAGUAAGUUCCCCAAUGUCUUCAGCUCCACGCUGUGGUUUGGAGAAAGCAAGGGGGGGAGGGGGUCGCAGGGUGCCAGGGGCCUGGAGAAGCAGUAGUCUGGGAUGGCUGGUGUCAGGUGCCACACCCUCUAGUGGGGCCCCACGGCUCAGCUUCCCGGCCCUAGAGCCACCCAACACCUUUCCGCGAGAUGGAGCCCAGCCAGCAUGUGGUGUGCCUUUCCCCGUGCCCCAGCGCAGGACAGCGUUAACCCAGAUUCGAAAACAUGGCCCAUAUAGCUAUUGAGUUUUAAAUGUGCCACUUCUGUCGAAAAAGAAAAAAAGGAGCAAACGAAUAAAACACCUUCCAGAGGCUUCAGAGAUUGGCAUUCCCGCCUUAUCCUGCCAUGAGCCUGGUCCUUACGUCCCUUUAGAAAUAAAUGUCAUUUUCAGA